Messenger RNA from Nelumbo nucifera (sacred lotus), 2678 nucleotides. RefSeq names its product plant UBX domain-containing protein 8-like. Gene Ontology annotation, molecular function: ubiquitin binding. NCBI's taxonomy places the organism in Eukaryota, Viridiplantae, Streptophyta, Magnoliopsida, Proteales, Nelumbonaceae. The record is from RefSeq and is a predicted model, not a curated record.
ACACCAACUCAAAAUAUCAAAGUUUCCAGAUUUCUUUCCGCACAUCCUUGUGCCUGUCCUGAAUCUAGGAACCGGUUCUAUCUCUGUGAAUUCCGACUCCAAUAAAAUGGCAAGAACCAAUCAAGAGGCAGUGGAGACUUUCAUGAAUAUCACCGGUGUCUCCGAGGCAGUUGCCUUGCAGAAGCUUGAAGAACAUGGUGGUGAUCUGAAUGCAGCUGUCAAUGCACAUUUCAAUGAAGGCAACAGAAGCAUUGUGCAUCAAGCAUCUCCGCCUGCUGCUCAAAAUGAUCUCAUGGUCAUUGAUGAUCCACUUGAAAUUGAACCCCAGGGAAUCUCUUCAUUUUUAUCAGCUGGUAGACAUUUGAACUCAUUCUCACUUCUUGACCCUAGCUUCCGUAGAAGUUCUUUUGAGGGAAGGGGUGCUUCUAACUUUCCCAGCCACGAACAACUUGUUUCUCAUCCAAGAGAAGUCAAGGAGAUUCCCAUUGAGGUAAAGGAUGGGGGUAAUCAUUCUGGUUUUUCAGGAUCUGGGCCUAUCAUUGAGGAUGCCACUGAAGCUGUUCAUGCUCAUGUCCCCAAAAUUUGUGGCAAUGUUAUAAUUGAUGAGGAGGAUGAAGAUAUUCCAACUGCUCUUCCUGCCAAUACCUCAGGUCAGAAUACAAGUCAAGACAGAUUUUCAGGUGGCAAUGUUCAUCAGAGAGAUCAUAGACCUAGUGCUCUUGUAUUAGACAGUAUGACUGAUUAUAGCAAUGAUAUAGAAGAAGAAAUGGUACAAGCUGCCAUUGAAGCUUCUAAGUGGGAGGUUGAAGAGCGUAACUCAAAUCAAAGAAGUGCUCCAGAUGAUUCAACUGGUAUUGGUACUGAGUCAAGGCACUCUAACUUGGAAGAUGCUGAAUUUGAACGGGCAGUUUCAUUGUCCUUGAAGACAGCAGAGCAAGAGAAAGCAAUGCAUAUGCAGGAAGAGCUAGUUGGAGUGGAACAACCAAGUAUAUGCAAACGAGUUAAUAUUGAAGAAUUGGGAGAAUUAACAACAACAAAUGGAAGGCAAGGAUCUGGUUCUUUUAACAGGGGAAUCUCGGAUCAAUUUAAGUUAGAGGCAGGAAGCUCAUAUGUUCAAGAUGAGACUGAAGAUGCAGAAGAGCAACCAUUGGUAAGGCAUAGAUCAGGACAGCUCGCAUCAGGAUCUCUGGGUUCUGUAAAAGAGGUUGUAGAAAUUGCUGAUAGCCCACCAUCAAGUCCUGGACAUGCUGUCAGCACUCAACCCCUACAUACUGAAAAUGGUUUUGAGUCUGAUGAGUGGGGAGGUAUUUCUUCAAAUGAACGUGAUGAAGCAGUAAUGCUUGAGGCUGCACUUUUUGGUGGAAUUCCUGAAGGGACUACUUAUUGUUUUGGUAGAGAAAUGGGCCUUUAUCCUCGGCAUGUACCACGUCCUCCAUCGCCCACUUUGGCAGCCCAACGUUUACUACGAGAACAGCAGGAUGACGAAUAUCUUGCAUCAUUACAAGCAGACAGAGAGAAAGAAUUGAAAGCCAGGGAGGAAGCUGAAGCUCGUCGUUUAGCAGAGCAAGCUGCCAGAGAAGCUGCGCUUGAAGAAGAAAGACGCAAGGAGGAAGAACAUCAGAGGAAAUUGCUAGAGGAAGAGGAGCUUGAGAGAUUUUUAGCUGCCAAAGAAGCUUCUCUUCCUCAGGAACCCCCUGCAGAUGAUGAGAAUGCUGUAACUCUUCUUGUCCGUUUGCCAGAUGGAAGUCGCCAUGGUCGUCGCUUUCUCAAGUCUGACAACCUGCAGUUGCUUUUUGACUUUAUCGAUGUGGGUAGAGGGGUUAAGCCUGGCACUUACAGAUUGGUGCGACCAUACCCUCGGCGCGCAUUCGGCGAUGGUGAGAGCAGUCUGUCUUUGAGCGAACUUGGUCUAAAAAACAAACAAGAAGCCUUGUUCCUAGAGCUGAUAUAGAAUGUCAGCGUUUAGUUGGAAGAUAAAGAAAAAAAAACUUGUAUCAACAAUUCAAAUAGAUGGGAACUGGGAAGUCUCAUUUAAAUUUAUACAUGGAGUAGGAAUCAAACUCAACUUUGUGUCCCACAAGAAAAACAUACAUUUGGCAGGAAUCAAGAGGGGAUUCUUCACCCGAAACUGAAGAAAAAAUUGAAUAUGAAACUGCUUCUCAACGACCUCCCACGCUUCUAUUUCUGCAUUUGUGGUCUAUAGGAUUUAUGGUUCGUAUUAACGGUGUUGUUGGUUGGUGGAUGAAUCUGUACAUACACCAAAGUUCACUAUCAAAAUGUUUUGCCGGUAAAAUGGAAAUCUAUGAUUUGCAGUGGCAUCUUUAUUGGCCUCUUUCUCUUUGAAGUUGGAGUUUGAGCAUUGGCAAGGUAAGCAUCUUUGUGUACCUCAGGUGUUUGAUAUGGUGUACAAAAACACACCCGAGAAAGGGGUGAAAGCAACAAUUGACCUGAGGUUGUCAAUGGAUCGGAUGUUGCUCCGGAUCUAAUCCGAAUCUGAUCUUGUUAAAUUGGAUUUUGAUUUACUCUGUUAUUUAGAUCAGACCCGAUUCGAAUUUAUUUAUGUAGUGUGAUAUCAAAUUUAUUUAUUAUCGCCUCCCUCGAGACCAUCAAGCACAAGCAUGUACAACAUAGUCUUGAACUUGAUUAUAUCGUCUAAGUCUUCGGGAGUUAUUUUAGCA